UUGGCGCGCCAGUCUACACAUCAAUCCAUCCUAGCACCAGCGUUUGCUUAUAAGUUGUAGUAUCGAUGAAUACCUUAAUGUUUGUCUCCAGAAGCUGUGUGAGAUCGCCAUGGCAUCCGGUGCUUCACGAAAUGUCAGGUUUCAGAAUGACAUCGAGGUUCAGCACUUCAGAACAAGCCCCCGGGAAAACCUCAGCAGCAGGAAGCACGGCAAAGGCCACGACCCCAAGAAAUGCCGUCUGGGCUUCCGCGGCGGGUGCCUGGACAAGGCCUGCCGGAACCCGACCCUCAAGGAUCGGGUGCUGUCGCGCGCCUUCUCGGAGGAGCUGGAGUCGCUGGUGCACGCCGGGAGCCGCCUCUUCUUCGACCCGCGCGGGCACCUGAUCCACCUGUGGAACAAGAUCUUCCUGGCCGCCUGCCUGCUGUCGCUGUUCGUGGACCCGCUGUUCCUGUACCUGACGGGCACGCAGCGGAACACCUGCAUCGAGUUCAAGUACCCGCUGGCGCUGACGCUGUCCAUGAUCCGGUCGCUGCUGGACCUCUUCUACGCCGCGCACAUCCUGUUCCGCUUCCGCACCGCCUUCAUCGCGCCGUCGUCGCGGGUGUUCGGGCGGGGGGAGCUCGUCAUCCAGCCCUACAAGAUCGCAAGGAGGUACCUCGGCCGGACGUUCUGGUUCGACCUCGUCACCGCGCUGCCGCUGCCGCAGUUCGUCAUCUGGAUCGUCGUACCGAGGCUGAACGACUCGCCGACGGGGAACCGGAAGAACAUCCUCCGAUUCAGCAUCAUCUUCCAGUACCUCCCGCGGCUGUUCCAGAUCUUCCCGCUGUCGCGGCAGAUCGUCAUGGCGACCGGGGUCAUGACGGAGACGGCGUGGGCCGGCGCCGCGUACAACCUGAUCCUCUACAUGCUCGCAAGCCACGUACGCCGUCGAUCGCCUCUAUCUGGGUUCACCCUUAAUUUCCUCGUCGCAACACAAACUUCUUCUUUUACCUUGAUGAAAUUCUUCGUUUUUGGAUGGACACGGACACCGGACGAAUGCAUAUUGCAGGUGCUGGGAGCGCUGUGGUAUCUCUUCUCGGUGCAGCGGCAGGAAUCGUGCUGGAGGGAGGCGUGCCUGCUGGAGAGCCCGGCGUGCCAGACCAUGUUCUUCGACUGCAAGGCGGUGAGCAGCAACAGGACCAUCUGGUACGAGCUGAGCAACAUCACGAGCCUGUGCACCACGGGCAGCGGGUUCUACCCGUUCGGGAUCUACGCGGAGGCGCUGGACGCCAAGCUCACGUCCUCCUCCUUCACCCAGAAGUACUUCUACUGCUUCUGGUGGGGGCUCAAGAACCUGAGUUGCUUAGGCCAGAAUCUGUCGACGAGCUUGUUCAUCGGUGAAAUAGCCUUCGCCAUCGUCAUCGGCGUUCUCGGGUUGGUGUUGUUUGGCCUGCUCAUCGGGAACAUGCAAUCUUAUCUCCAGGCAACGAUGGUGCGUCUGGAGGAGUGGCGGUCGAAGCGGACGGACAUGGAGCGGUGGAUGCACCACCGGCAGAUCCCGCAGCCGCUGAAGCAGUGCGUGAGGCGUUACCACCAGUACAAGUGGGUGGCCACCCGCGGCGUCGACGAGGAGGCCCUCCUCAAGGACCUGCCCAUGGACAUCCGCCGCGACAUCAAGCGCCACCUCUGCCUCGACCUCGUCCGCCGGGUGCCCCUGUUCGACGAGAUGGACGAGCGGAUGCUGGAGGCCAUCUGCGAGCGGCUGCGCCCGGCGCUCUACACCCGGGGCACGCGGCUGGUGCGGGAGCUGGACACCGUGGACUCGAUGCUCUUCAUCAUCCGGGGCUACCUCGACUCCUACACGACGCAGGGCGGCCGGUCGGGCUUCUUCAAUUCGUGCCGCAUCGGCGCCGGGGAGUUCUGCGGGGAGGAGCUCCUGACGUGGGCGCUGGACCCGCGCCCCGCGGCGUCGCUGCCGCUCUCCACCCGCACCGUGCGCGCCGUGUCCGAGGUCGAGGCGUUCGCGCUCGUGGCCGACGACCUCCGCUUCGUGGCGUCGCAGUUCCGGCGGCUGCACAGCGCGCAGAUCCGCCACAGGUUCCGGUUCUACUCGCACCAGUGGCGCACGUGGGCCGCGUGCUUCAUCCAGGCCGCGUGGCGGAGGCACAAGCGCCGCCGCGCGUCCAUGGAGAUCAGGGUGCGCGAGGGCGGGGGCGUGCGGGCCGGGGGGAGCUUGAGGCGGUCCCGCCGGCAUAGCAUCGACGGCAAGGCGCUCAUCAAGAAACCCAUGGAGCCGGACUUCACGGUGCAAGAAGAGGACUAAUCAUCGAGACAUAGCAUUUCUUGGAUGUAUGAUUUUGUUAGUAUAUAAACUGUCCCGUGUAAAGACGACGUCCAAUGCAACCCUACUUUUGCAUAAUC
Setaria italica (foxtail millet) is the source of this 2400-nucleotide messenger RNA. Its product is annotated as protein CNGC15b. The transcript has 4 exons. Gene Ontology annotation, molecular function: monoatomic ion channel activity. Gene Ontology annotation, cellular component: membrane. The record is from RefSeq and is a predicted model, not a curated record. Gene Ontology annotation, biological process: transmembrane transport; monoatomic ion transport. Bases 110 to 2302 code for a protein of 730 amino acids. Lineage: Eukaryota; Viridiplantae; Streptophyta; Magnoliopsida; Poales; Poaceae.